GUAGUUUGUGCAUUAACAGGGACUUUCUGCUAGAAGCCUUUGUUCUUUUAGAGAGCCACUCCUCUGGGAUUUAGGCCUCCUGGUUGGCCACUGUACCAAGCUUUCCUGGUACAGCAGCAGGUGGAUCUGGACAGCAGCCAAAGUUAAUAACCUGUGAACCAGGGACAGGAAGGGCAGUAGCAUUCACACAGAAAACAUUAUCAUUGGAGGAGUGCUUCUCCUGUGAUACUUCCAAAAUGAAAAUUGAUAUUCAUAGCCACAUUCUACCUAAGGAAUGGCCUGACCUGAAAAAGAGAUAUGGAUAUGGUGGAUGGGUACAACUGGAUCAUCACUGCAAGGGACAGGCAAAGAUGAUGAAGGAUGGAAAGGUUUUUAGAGUUAUCCAAGAGAACUGCUGGGAUCCAGGAGUACGGAUUAAAGAGAUGGACCUGUCAGGGGUCACAGUCCAAACCCUUUCCACAGUCCCUGUAAUGUUCAGCUACUGGGCCAAACCUCAGGAUACUUUAGACCUAGCCCAGAUAUUAAACAAUGACUUGGCUGCUACAGUAAAGAAGUACCCCAAGAGGUUUGUGGGUCUGGGCACCUUACCCCUGCAAGCUCCAGACCUGGCUGUGAAGGAAAUGCAUCGCUGUGUGAAGGAACUGGGAUUUCCUGGAGUGCAAAUAGGAUCUCAUGUCAACGAGUGGGACCUGAAUGCCCCAGAGCUGUACGAUGUUUAUGCUGCUGCUGAAAAAUUGAAUUGCUGUCUCUUCGUGCAUCCCUGGGACAUGCAGAUAGAUGGGAGGAUGUCCAAAUAUUGGUUUCCUUGGCUAAUAGGCAUGCCAACAGAAACAACCAUGGCCAUUUGCUCCAUGAUUAUGGGAGGAAUUUUUGAAAAAUUUCCUAAGCUGAAAGUUUGCUUUGCACAUGGAGGUGGAGCUUUUCCAUACACAGUGGGGAGAAUCUCCCACGGAUUCAACGUGCGCCCUGACUUGUGUGCGAUGGAUAACAAGGUGGAUCCAAGGAAAUACCUGGGCUCAUUUUACACAGACUCUCUUGUCCAUGACCCUGGUGCACUAAGGCUGUUAACAAGUGUCAUAGGAGAGGACAAAGUCAUUUUGGGGACAGAUUACCCUUUUCCACUUGGGGAACUGGAACCUGGAAAAUUGAUUGAUUCGAUGGAUGAUUUUGACCAUAAAUUGAAGGAUAAACUCAAGGCUGGAAAUGCUCUGGAAUUUUUGGGUCUUAGCAGAAAACAAUUUGAAUAAUUGUGAAGAUACUAAAGAAGCUAAACUAUGGAAACAAUGCUGGAUCCUUAGGGAUGCUUCUGUUGGCAUGUGCAAUUGUACAGGUGAAAAAGAAAUUUGACAAGUAUGUAACAGUCUCCCAUAGGUACUGGAAAUAACUAUGCACAGGUAUUGCUGUGCAUUUGAGGAUUUAGGCUGUUUUAAACAAUUCUGAAAUCCCUGCUUUCAUAAUAAAGGAGAGAUUUCACCUUUUGCAGUUGUAAUAAGAAUCUCUGAAUUAUAAUCAAUGCCGUGUUAUUAGGACUUGAUUCUCAGGAAGGAAGGAGCUGAGAAAACUAUUUACCCAUUACAUUUCAGUCUUUGUUAUGAGCAAUAAACAGAAUUUGAAAGAAUCUUAAAACAGAAUUUAAGCAGAACUUUGUUGAUGCCCAAUAAAAGGCAACACUUGCCUGUAUCCACUGCUGAGAAGUGCAUCAUGUCACACUCAGCUCAGCACUACAGCACUGAUGCUUUGUCAGUGUUGUGACAGGAUGAAAAAGUCUAUGUGGGGAACUUUACAUUUCAGCUGCCACCUACACCACUGGCAACUUAUUCAUCAGAAACAAUCUGGACAAUAUGGUUGUAGGUGCAGAAAUAAUGUAUUUUGUGUGGGUAAUACUUGACUUUUCACUGUCACUAUCAAAAUAAAUACUAGUGUUUAGCAACAGUA
Neopelma chrysocephalum (saffron-crested tyrant-manakin) is the source of this 1935-nucleotide messenger RNA. RefSeq names its product aminocarboxymuconate semialdehyde decarboxylase (gene ACMSD). Bases 237 to 1247 code for a protein of 336 amino acids. Gene Ontology annotation, biological process: secondary metabolic process. Lineage: Eukaryota; Metazoa; Chordata; Aves; Passeriformes; Pipridae. The record is from RefSeq and is a predicted model, not a curated record. Gene Ontology annotation, cellular component: cytosol; cytoplasm. The transcript has 10 exons. Gene Ontology annotation, molecular function: hydrolase activity; carboxy-lyase activity.